CUGUCAAGCCUUCGAGUUCCUGGCUUUGGUCUCCCACUGGGCUAUAUGCCCCCUGAAGAAGAGCGAUUCCCCGUGCUGAUCGGCGUUCAUGGAUAUGACUGGAAAGCUGCAACGCUUCUUAUACGGGAAGUAUGCAUGCUAAAAUUCAUGGAGGAGCUGACCAACAAGCCACUCUGGUGGGAGAAAGUCUGGAUGCCCGACACUGCCGAAAAAUGGAAGCAAGAGGCUCUCCAGAUGAAUUGGGAAGAGUAUCGCACGUUUGCGGACUUCACACCUGCCAUGGCAGAUGCAUGCAUACAUGAGCUGCGUAAGAAGGCAGACCUCGUGAAGAAAACCGGUCUUGUCCCAAUUUUUGACUAUUCUUCUUGUGUCAUCAAAUCCGACAGUCUGAUUUCGGAGAGUUUACGAGACUCGCUUCGCUCAGCAGCUGCGGUAUUGGAAAACGUUCCAGAUGAAGAAAAGGAUUGGCAUCCCGGUAGUACGCACAAAGUGCUCGAUCUCGUCCACCCGUCGCUAUGGCCCUUUAUCUACGGUCGCACCCCCGUUCUUCUCGAUACGAGAAUCAAUCUUGCGAAUGCGCUGAGCCACUGCGGUGUCGGCACGAUUCUCCCAGCACCAAAGCCCAUUGAGAUUGCUGGCCCCGGGAGCCACUGGUCAAGGCCGUUGGAGGACCCGGUCCCUUCUCUCUCAUACAAGUUCCAGUGGUUGCCAUGCGAGGUCGUUUUGGAUGGUAAAUCUGCCAAGAUCGACAGCUACAUAAACAACCUACAUCCAGUUGAUCACGCGAAUCUAUACCCGAUCAUUGAACAAUUCAUCGAGAAGUCACUGCCUGCUUGGGACCUGAUCUACCGAUGGCCGAAGGAGUUUGAGAUCCAGCGUCUUAAAACCCGAGAAGCGCGAGCGAAAUGCACAACAGAGGAGAUGUGCCGACUAGCCUAUGGGUGCAAGCCAUGGAACCGUCCGAUUGACGAAGGGGAGCCAAUACGCGAUGAGAAUGAACCUUACACGGUGGAAUAUCGUAGCUCUGAUCGAUACAAGCGUGAUAUGGCGUGGCUGGUUAAGACUCACAAGCUGAACCUACCGGAGCCUGCGUUCGAAGAGGAUGGCUAUUAUCGACUCAAAUCAUCGGAUGUCAAAUCGAGCGGCUUCUUCAAUGGCGCGCCUCGUAUUCAAGUCAUUGUCAAGCUUGCCAACGUCCAUCUGACCCCCGAAGAUCCUGACUUUAAAUUUGAAGCCUCGCAGGAGCUUGCUGAAUGUAUAUAUGUCGAUAACGAUACCACCGAAUUCGAAGGCGGAUCGUGGCAUACGGAGGGAAUGCUCAAUGAGCGUAUAUGUGCCACGGCGCUCUUCUACUAUGACUCGGAAAAUAUUACAGACUGCCAUCUGGAUUUCCGCACGCCGGCUGACCGUGAAGAGCUGGUCGUCAACCUCAACUACGAGCAGAGCGAGCAUGUCUCGAUCGAACGCACAUUUGCUAUUCCCAACGCUAAUCGCGACACUCUUCAAUACCUUGGAGGCGUUCUCACUACCAACAGCCCCUCCACGGGAGACGCUGAUACCCGCGCCGUGUUCUUCCCAAACCUCCUUCAGCAUCGGGUCUCACCCUUUCGCCUCAAGGACCCGACAAAGCCAGGCCACCGCAAAAUUCUCGCCCUUUUCCUGGUCGAUCCCGCGAUUCCCGUCCUCUCUACAGCUAAUGUAGCACCGCAGCAGCAUCAUUGGUGGGAUCGGGAAACAGGUAUUAAGCAGACCCUUGCUGCUCGUCUGCCUAAUGAGCUGACGCAGCUCGUUUUGGACCAUGCAAGAAACGGCCUCCCCAUUGACUUGGAGGAAGCCAAGAAGAUUCGGCUUGAACUCAUGGAUGAAAGAUCCGUGAAGCAGGAUAGUACGGAAGAGGAGCUAUACAGGACAGACUGGAAUUUCUGCGAGCACUGA
Molecule: messenger RNA, 1935 nt
Organism: Trichoderma reesei QM6a
Lineage: Eukaryota; Fungi; Ascomycota; Sordariomycetes; Hypocreales; Hypocreaceae
Exons: 3
Source: RefSeq, a predicted model, not a curated record